AUGUCAUCUGACAAUAAAGUAAUAAGACUGUUUAUUAGCGGAUUUGGAGGUACUGGUAAAAGUUACCUGAUUGAAAACUUGGUAUUAUGGAACAAACUAAAGAGAAAUAAAAAUACCGCUGUUGCAGCUCCGACUGGUAUUGCAGCAUUUAAUAUUCAGGGAUUGACAGUUCACAGAUUAUUACAAUUACCUGUAGAGCAAGGAGGCACGGCAAAAUAUAAACCUCUAUCGGAUAAUGCGUUAAAAAGAAUACGUCAAAGUUUAAAGAAUAGAUUUUUUGCACAUCAAACAAAAAAGACGGUUGGUUUGGUAAAAUACAUACAUGUAGUUUUUGGCGAUUUACUUCAACUACCACCUAUGCGAGAAGAAUUCGCUUUCAUUUCACUGACAAGAUCGCAAAUUGAUAAAUACAUUAAAGGAAUGUUAUCAUUUAAUUUAUGGACUUUGUUCGAAUAUGAGGAAUUGACUAUAAAUAUGAGACAGAAAAAUGAUAAAGGUUACUCAGAAAUUUUAGGAAAAUUAAGAUUAGGUUAUUUAACUAAUUCUGAUAUAGAAACUUUACUGAAAAGAAAGAUUUCUUUUUCCAGCAAUAUUCCUUCAAAAUCUCUUCAUGAACUGUGCCAAUAUUUGAGUAAUUUGCCUACCAAUACAGUAUGCUUGAUGCCGACUAAAGAUAUGUGCUCAAUACUUAAUAAUACCAUGUUGAAUAAACUAGAGUGUGAAGAGAUAAAGCUAAUUGCUAAUGAUUGUUACAAAUGUCCAAAGAGACUAGAAAAACGUGUUUUGCAAAUUUUAAACGAAGAUGAUGACAAUGCUUGUGGCAUUUCUCGAGUAAUGACAAUCAAAAUAGGUUGUAAAAUUAUGAUACGAAGAAAUAUCGAUGUGUCCAUCGGAUUAGUUAAUGGAACUAUAGCAACAGUUAUUGCAGUGACCAAAGGAAAAACAGGUAUAGAUAGCGUGACUAUUAGACUUCAAUCAAAUCAAGAGUAUUCUAUCAAACAAUUAGAAUACCAAUUUCAAAUAUUAGAUCAAGUAUUCAUUACGAGAGAAAAAUUUCCAAUUUGUCUAAGUUAUGCUAUAACUAUUCAUAAAAGUCAAGGUUUAAGUUUAGAAAAUGCUGUUAUAGACGCUGGAAUGAGCAUUUUUAGUUGUGGUCAAACGUACGUAACUUUAUCUAGGGUCACUAAACUAGAAGGUUUACAUUUAAUUAAUUUGGAUCCUUCUAGUAUUAAAGCUGAUGAGUCUGCUAUAAAAGAAUACAAUAGACUGAGAAAUCAAUAUCGUACAGAUCUUGAUAUUUAUAAUAUUCCUGUUAAAGAUGUUUACAAAAAUUCAAGCUGA
Phymastichus coffea is the source of this 1341-nucleotide messenger RNA. Its product is annotated as ATP-dependent DNA helicase PIF1-like. Gene Ontology annotation, biological process: telomere maintenance; DNA repair. Gene Ontology annotation, molecular function: DNA helicase activity. Lineage: Eukaryota; Metazoa; Arthropoda; Insecta; Hymenoptera; Eulophidae. The transcript is spliced from 3 exons. The coding region runs from base 1 to 1341 and encodes 446 amino acids. The record is from RefSeq and is a predicted model, not a curated record.